Molecule: messenger RNA, 566 nt
Organism: Telopea speciosissima
Lineage: Eukaryota; Viridiplantae; Streptophyta; Magnoliopsida; Proteales; Proteaceae
Product: auxin-responsive protein IAA33
Exons: 2
Coding region: 37-537 (166 amino acids)
Biological process (GO): regulation of DNA-templated transcription
Cellular component (GO): nucleus
Molecular function (GO): protein binding
Source: RefSeq, a predicted model, not a curated record
ACCCCAAGAGAGACAGAGAGAGAAAGAGUAGAAAGCAUGAACGGUUUUGACUCACACCAUGAUGACUCCAUGAAGAGGAGGUGGCAAGACAUGAGACUCGCCGGCGCCGUCGAAAAUCAUGGUCGGAACUACACCGGAUUUUUUGCAAGGCUUAACGGUGCAACUACUACUAACAAUUACUUCUUGAGGAGUACUGAAGAUGAGAAUUUAUCAACCGUGAUUCCACCGGUGACUGUUGUGUUAGAAGGUCGUUCCAUCUGCCAAAGGAUCAGCCUUCAUAAGCACACAAGCUACCAGAGUCUGGCGAAGGCCUUACGUCAGAUGUUUGUCGAUGUGGGUGAUGCCGGAGGAGUCUCCUCGGAGACCCAAUUCGAUCUGUCGAAUGCGGUGCCCGGUCACCUCGUCGCCUAUGAAGAUAUGGAAGAUGAUCUCCUCCUCGCCGGCGAUCUUAAUUGGAAGGAUUUUGUUCGUGUGGCUAAGAGAAUUCGAAUAAUUCCGGUGAAGGAGAAUUCGAGAAGGGGACGAGGAGGAGGUUAAUUAUUGCAUGUUACCUAGCCUUAACUACU